GGAGUCCCACAUCUCCAAUGAUUUUACAAUACACUAAUAGAUCUUCUCAAUUGAUUUUUUUAGAUGAAAAUAGGAAAUCCAAUCGAACGUAAAUUAGUUGACAAUGGAGUAUAGCCACAUAUAGACAGUUCACCACAUGCUUAUCACGUUCAAAAGCCCAUAAUUGCCUAGCAAUUUCUCAAAACAGAGUCCCCAUUAAUUCAAACUCCGGUUCUGAGAAGAUUCUUUCAUGUUCUUCAAAUGACAAAGUGUUUAUUCUUCAGUAUCACAGAGACCAAAAAUUGGUUCCAUCGUUAUAGCUUCACCAAAUCCGGCCUCCGAUCCACCAUUACAGAUCUCAAAGACGGCACCACAGUUCAUUGUUGGGUUCCAAAAAACCCAAUUCGCACCAAACCCAAUCUCCUUUUAAUCCAUGGCAUUGGAGCCAAUGCACUUUGGCAAUGGGGUGAUUUCAUUCCAGCCCUCAUACCUUAUUUCAAUCUCUACAUCCCUGAUUUGAUCUUCUUCGGCGACUCGUUUACCACUCAGCCAGACCGGACCGAGUGGUUUCAAGCUCAGUGUCUAAUACGAGUCAUGGAGGCUCACACGGUGGGUAAAUUCAGUUUGGUGGGGCUUAGUUAUGGAGGAUUUGUUGGGUACAGCAUCGCGGCGCUGCGGCCUGAAAUGGUGGAGAGAGUAGUGAUUUGUUGUUCUGGGGUUUGUGUGGAAGAGAAAGAUUUUAAAGAUGGGUUGUUGAAAGUUUCUGAUUUGGAGGAGGCUACAGCCAUUUUGGUUCCCCAAAAGCCAGAGAAGCUUAAACAGCUAGUGGGUUAUUCGUUUUUCCGGCCGCCGCCGUUGCGUCUGCUGCCGUCUUGUUUGCUCAAUGAUUUCAUUGAAUCAAUGUGUUUAGAUCAUAUCGAGGAAAAGAGAGAGUUGAUUCGAACUAUUCCCAGAGGAAGAAAGCUUUCAGACCUUCCAAAGAUUCAACAGCGGACGUUGAUAAUGUGGGGAGAACAUGAUCAAGUAUUUCCAGUAGAAUUGGGUCACAGAUUGAAAAGGCAUUUGGGGGACAAUGCUACGCUUGUUGUUAUCAAGAAUACAGGCCAUGCCUUCAACUCAGAGGAGCCAAAGGAGUUUCUCAACCAUUUGAUUUCUUUCCUAGUUGAUCCAUAGCCUCCUCUCCUCAUCGCUCAAUGAACGUCAAGCAGUUGCACGAACAACAUCAAAAGCUUGACUGAUCUAACCGCCGUUUAUAGUACAAUAACUAACAAGAGAAGAAAUAUACCUCAACCAUUGCUCAAUUGGUUCAUUCGGCCAAAUCUAAUGUUGAAAAUACAUUCAAACAAUAAAUUUCUUACAGGAAUUUUGCCAUUUUGACACUUUAUUCCGAGUUCUAGAUUCAGAAAUCUUUUACCAUAAAUUCUGUGUCCCCAAGUACUCCUCAACUAACAAGAUUUCUGGUGUACUUUCUUGUUUUAUUAUUUACUACAUCAAGUCUUUCAAUUUCUGGCAGCAAUUCCAUCUGAUGACCAAUGUAAAUAAUAUGAAAUAGUUAAACAACGAGUUCUACAA
This is a messenger RNA of Cucumis melo (muskmelon), 1551 nucleotides long. RefSeq lists its product as uncharacterized. NCBI's taxonomy places the organism in Eukaryota, Viridiplantae, Streptophyta, Magnoliopsida, Cucurbitales, Cucurbitaceae. The coding region runs from base 241 to 1152 and encodes 303 amino acids. The record is from RefSeq and is a predicted model, not a curated record. The transcript has 4 exons.